Arctia plantaginis is the source of this 486-nucleotide messenger RNA. The record is from the annotation of a GenBank genome assembly. NCBI's taxonomy places the organism in Eukaryota, Metazoa, Arthropoda, Insecta, Lepidoptera, Erebidae.
AUGGAUUUUAACGUUUCUUUUUUCACCGGGUUAGGUUGUGGUAUUUGUAUUGGUAUUUCUUUAUUAGCUUUAAAAAAGUAUUUCGGAGUUUUCACUGAAGCUGGGAAUGCAUUGAAAAAGUUCUCAUCAAAGCAAGAAUAUAAAUUAGUAUUAGUAGUCAGAACAGACCUCAACAUGGGCAAGGGUAAAAUUGCAGCUCAGUGUAGUCAUGCCGCUGUUGGGGCAUUUGAAAAAGCCCAGAAAUCAGACCCUGAAGGUUUACAGAAAUGGCAGUACACUGGACAGGCAAAAGUUGCACUCAAGACUGACUCUUUAGAGGAAAUUAAACAAAUUAAGGAUAAUGCAAAGAAAAUGGGUCUUAUAACAUCCUUGAUUAGAGACGCUGGCAGAACACAGAUUGCUCCUAACUCUAUUACUGUGCUUGGUAUUGGGCCGGCACCCAAAGAUGUGAUCGAUAAAGUGACUGGACAUUUGAAAUUGUUGUGA